Molecule: messenger RNA, 3331 nt
Organism: Blepharisma stoltei
Lineage: Eukaryota; Ciliophora; Heterotrichea; Heterotrichida; Blepharismidae
Source: the annotation of a GenBank genome assembly
AUGAAUAUUUUAUAUAAGCCCAAACCUCUAAGGACUCCUAAAAAGACAUCCUAUUCUCAAUCACUUCCAAAGCUCAAUAAAAUAGCAACAUGCACGCACCACAAUAAAUGUUUUUUCCAUUCCACUACCGCCCCAGACCUCUCACCUGCAGCAACAGAUCGCGUUUUUGUAAAAGAGCUUGAAGUAAAAAUCGAAAGCCAGCGCAAAGAUCUAGAAGAAAGAAACGUAGCCCUUGACUCCUUAGCCACACAUUUUGAAAAUUUAGUCAAAAUGUAUAAGGAAGAAAAAAACAAGACCCAGGAAUUAAAAGAAAAAAACCUUGAUUUAUUGAAUGAAAAUCUAGUUAUAAGGAAAAACUUUGAAGAAUAUAAAGCUAAAAAAAAAGCUGAAGGAGCCAUAGUGACAGAAGGAAAUAAUGACUAUGAAAAUUUGAAAAUUGAACUAGUUGAUAUGAAAAAAGAGCUUGAAAAUAAGGUAAUUUCCCAGCAGGAAUUUAGAAUAUACCAAUGAAAUUAAUAAUUUAUAUAGCCAAAAUGAAGAACUUGAAAAUAAAAUAAAAGGCUUGGAAAAAGUGUUAAAAGACGAAAAGAAUAGGUAUGAGAAUGAAAUAGUCCAGCUUCAAAUCAAAGGGGAGUUUUUUAAAAAAGAUUUAUUAGAAGCCAAUAAGAAGAUCCAGGAAUUAGAAGAAGCAAAACCAACAAUAAUUUUGAUGCAUAAUGAUGAACAAGGCAGCAAAAAAAUUGAAUUAGUAGAAAAUGAGACAGAAACUGAUAAAAACCAGUUUUCUGAUUUUACAGAGAUGAUUGGAUUUUUUAAUAAUUUUGAAAAGCCACAGAUUGAGGUCUGUUUAGGCUUAGGGUCGAUAGAAAUACCUUCUGGGUGCGAUUGGAUAAAAAAAGCUGAAGCAUUGCAAGACCAAGUUUAUAAAUUAACUGACCAAAUGUCGCUUAUGGCUAAACAUAAGCAGGAAGCUGAAGAAAAACUUGAUAGAGCGCUGGUUGCAAGAAAAGAAAUUGUAUUCAGUGUUGAAGAAAUGAGAAAAAACCAACAAAUAGAAACGUUUAAAUAUGAAAAGUUGAUACAGAAUAUAUCUACUGAGUAUAAAUAUAAAGAAGCAGAAAUAAAAGAACUUGAAGAGUUAUAUAAGAGUAGUGACAGCCAAAGGAAAUUUAUUACUGAAAGCCUUAGGGAGCUUGAAAUAAACAACAGCCAAUUGACAGAAAAGCUUGAAAUUUCGAAUAUAAAAAUUGAAGAACUUACUGAUGAAUUAAAAUAAAAUUGCGAUUUGGUUUGAGAGAAAUUAGCUCUGCUAAUUUUCUCUCAUGGAAUUUUAUUUAUGGGGUUGGGUUUUCCUGGAGAAUUUUUGGACAGUAAAAAGGUUUAAUUUUUUUAUAAGAUAUAGGCACUGCUCCAAGUGCAUCAAGAGAAUUAAGUUUUUUCUCUCAGCACAUCGAGGAGAACGACCUCAGGUUGAACAUGUGUAGGAGUAUAUUAAGGUAGAAUGAGUGCAGCAUGCACAGUGAUGCUUUUUCGCCAGGAUGCGAAGCUUGUUUUGGAUUACCGAGUAGGUCUGAAUAUGGUAAUACCGGUGAUGCCAUCACUUGAAGUUAAAAGGGUGCACUUCGAACCUAGUCACCCCACUGAAGAAGGUAAACACGUUAAAUUCUAGCUACCCCUCUGUGAGCGAAUAAAAAAAUUUUAGUUCACUCGUAGAGGGGGUUAACUUUUUUUUUAAAAAUUAUAUAGAAAAUUUUUUAAAAUUUAAAAAAAUUCCAAUUUGUAAAAAUUGAGAAGCAAAAAAAUAAUUUAAUUUGCGAAAUUUAUGUUUUAAAAAACGCAAGCUGUUUAAAAUUAAACAAAAUUAGCUAGAGAUUUUGUUAUUAUAAUUAUCACUUAUAUAUUACAAUUUUUUUUUCAUAAAUUAAAAAAAUUGUUGUUUGAGGAGUGUAGGUUUUUGGGCAAAAAAUAAGGAUUUUUCCAAUGGUUUUGUUAUCUCACGGAUAGGGGAGUAAGUAAUAUAAGAUUAAGAUUGAUGAAUUAAAUAAAUUAAAAGAGCAAGCUCACCAAAAAGAAAUCCAAUAUGAAGAAAUUGAUAAAAAAGCUGGAAAAACAGCGAAAUGAAAAGAUAGGACAAAAACAUUGAUAGAAGAAAAUAAGGAACUUAGGCAGAGAAACUUAAAGUUAGAGAAAAAUCUUGGAGAAGCCGCUAAUAAAAUGGAGCGAGAAAAAGAAAAAGUACGAAAUAGCGAGUACCAAUCAGAAUCAAAAAUUCGUGAGUUACAAAUCGAAUUAAAUAAUGAAAAAAAUAUCAAUACAGUCCACUCCCAAGAGAUUUUGAGAUUAAAAUCUUCACAAGUUUUAAAAGAAAAAGAAAGCUCCAAGUUCAAUGUUUCAAAUGAUGACUCCCGAAGCCAAAGCCGCAUUCAGCAACUAGAAACAGACUUAGCCAAAUUCAAAGAAGAAAAUGAUAAGCUUCUAAAAACCCAAGAAUACUUUAAAAAUCUUCUAUCAAAUAAAACCCAGCAAAUAACUCAGCUUGAAAUUCAAAUAGAUGAAGCCAAAGCUGAAAUAAAUAACCCACAGUUUAAAAAUCUUCAAUUGAAGUUUGAUGAAUUGUGCUUAAAAGAAGAAAAUAUAGCCAAAAUCUUGGAUAAAAUCAAAGAUAUACUAUUUAUAGAUACUCAAAAUGUCUUAAAGCCUUAAAAUUGUUAUAAUCUUUUAUAGUAAACUUGAAGAGCGCAAGCUUUUGAUCGUUCAAAAAAGGUAUAUGUUCACAGCAUUUGACGCUUAUUUAUCGUGUUGUGUUUGCUCAAACACUGUAGAAGAUGCAGUUGCUGUUGACCCAUGUGGGCAUCUUGUGUGUACAAAAUGUAAAGAUGAUGGCGACAUAAAUUGUCCACAAUGCUUGCAGAGGUUAAGAUUAAGAUUACGAUAACUCUUUGUCGACCCCCACUUAGCUUAGUAUCUAACAGUACAAGCCCUUCCCCCAUGAAUUCCAUCCACUAGCGAACAGCUCUGAACAACGGUAGGUGGAAUCGGCCUAACCGUCGAACCGUUACAGUUGCCUAUGGCCCGGACGAGUCUCUCUUGGUUCCUUGAAUGUGAUUCAAGUACACUUGGGGCUGCCGAAGCAGUCCCACGCGCUGAUUUCCUUCAGAAAGAAUGAACUUCCCUCACUAGGACAAGUAUAGGUGACAGAACCCUAACUCAUACAUUCCAUAUUUAAUUGUGCUUGCAGAGGAUACAAGGAUUUAUUCGGGUUAAGCAUGCAGAUGAUAUGAAUAGAAAGAUUCUUGAGCAAAGGCAGUUAAUUGCAGAAAUCUUAAAUUAA